AUCGCCGUCGUGUCAGUCGAGCCGUGUACGUGUUUACCUACCUUAUCGCGCGACCUCCACUGUUCCAUUCCAUACUCUGUAGACCCUCGGCGUCUUCGACGACAACGACGGAGAGAAAACAAUGCCCCUUACCUCUUACCUAGUGUCAAGAUUGUAUGACAUAUUCACAUAAGUGCAUGCCAUCGCGGAAAAAAAAGUACCAUUCCUCUUCUCCAGCAGCCGCGUGCAGUGCAUGUUGUGGGGGGAGUGGCGCUCAUACGCGAUUCGCGUACACGGCGACGACGAGGGACAGCAGCGUUAUUUUACACGCAUUAUCUGCGAGCUUAUUCCUACAGUGACUAAAAGACUGGAGGAGACUAUACAGACUGAAUAACACUGCCCGAGCGCACCAGCUGUUCCUUAUAAGUACAGUCGUCCUGUCAGAGAGAAAGAUCGGUGAAGAGGGAGCCAGGGGAGUAUCGGGCAAAGGGUCAUGGGACACGAAAGGUGAUGAGCGUCGCGUGCCUGAACAGCAGCUCGGCCGUGGUCCUAGAGGAAGCCAUCGGUAUAAGGAACAGCACCGAGGACGAACACCGGGGCCGGGAUACGACGACAGCAGCGACGACCAUCGAACAGCCGAGGGACGUAUCGACGGACGAGCUGGCGCUCCUAGCCAAGCUGGAAGAGGCCAACAGGCUAAUAGAGUCGGACGCGAAGUCGCUGAGCUCGCUGCAGAGCGGCCACAGCCGCAAGGGCUCGGACGCGUCCCAGGCGUCCCUGGCCUCGGGCUGCAGCGCCAACAACAGCGGCAGCAACAAUGGCACGGCCUCGAACAAUUGCAGCGAGGCGGCGGCCCCGUCGGGCUCGGUUAACGCGAUCAGGCGCGACACACCCCCGGCGGACGAUGGCGAGGAAAAUUGGACGACCUGGGGUGGCAUCGUCAACGACUGGGACAACCAGUGGAAGAGGCGCAAGGAUUACAUCAAGGAACUCGUGCGCCAGGGCAUACCGCAUCACUUCCGAGCGAUCGCGUGGCAGUUGUUGUGCGGCGCCCACGAUUCACCGGUGAAGAAACAAUUCGCCGAGUACAUAAAGUGCACCUCGGCCUGCGAGAGGAUAAUUAGACGCGACAUAGCCCGGACUUAUCCGGAGCACGAUUUCUUCAAGGAGAAGGACGGCCUCGGCCAGGAGAGCCUGUUCAACGUCAUGAAGGCCUACAGCCUCUACGACCGCGAGGUCGGCUACUGCCAGGGCUCAGGGUUCAUCGUUGGGCUGCUGCUCAUGCAGCAAAUGCCGGAAGAGGAGGCCUUUGCCGUGCUGGUCGCCCUUAUGCAGGACUACCGUCUGCGGGACAUGUUCAAGCCGUCGAUGGCCGAGCUCGGGGUCUGCAUGUACCAGCUCGAGCACCUGGUCGCCGAUACCCAUCCGGAGCUCUACGCCCACUUCACGGCCCAGGGCUUUCACACGUCCAUGUACGCGUCCUCGUGGUUCCUCACGCUAUUCACGACAGCUCUGACCCUUCCGCUCGCCUGUCGCAUCUUCGACGUCUUUCUCUCCGAGGGCAUGGAGAUCAUCUUCAAGUGCGCCCUCGCCAUGCUGCAGCUCGGCAAGGAGGACCUGCUCAGCUUGGACAUGGAGGGAAUGCUCAAGUUCUUCCAGAAGGAGUUGCCCGGCCGAGCCGAGUCGGAUCCCGAUCGGCUCAUGACCAUCGCUUACAGCAUGAAGAUCAACCCCAAGCGGAUGAAGAAACUCGAAAAGGACUACACGGUCCUGAAGAUGAAGGAGCAGGAAGAGAUGGUCGAGCUGAGGAGGCUCAGGGCGGAAAACAGACUGCUCAGGCAGAGGACGGAACUGCUCGAGGCUGAAUCCGCUGAGCUGGCCGACAGACUGGUGCGAGGUCAAGUUUCCCGUGCAGAGGAAGAAGAGACGGCCUUUGUGAUCCAGCGGGAGCUGACCGCGCUGCGGCACACCCACUUGGAAACGUCGCACCAGCUGGAGCAGGCGCACGAGGAGCUGCGCUCGCUGUCGAUUCUGCUGGAAGAGAACGUCAAUUCGAAGCAGUCGUCGUUGGACGAGAUCAGUUCUAAGCAGGAGGAGCUCGGCCAAAAGGAGGAUAUGAUACAGUGCCUGCAGGAAGAGCUGGUGAGGGUGAGGCUGCGCGAGGCCGAGAACGAGGUGACGAUAAGGGAGCUCAGGGGACGCAUACAGGAGCUCGAGCAGGACAAAAAGACGCUUAGGGAAAGCACGCCCGACAACUCGGUGGCGCAUCUGCAGGAGGAGCUCAUCGCAGUCAAGCUCAGGGAGGCCGAGGCAAAUUUGUCGCUCAAAGAUCUCCGUCAGAGGGUAUCGGAGCUCAGCGUGGCGUGGCAGAAGCAUCUGCAGGAGCACAGAGCCUCACAUGCGGCCCCAGCUGCCGACUCGACGCCGAAAAAGCUUCUGUUUUGGGAAAAUCGGGGCCACGAGGUGCAGAAGCUCGAGGAGGAUCUGAUGACGACGCGGAUUCGCGAGAUGGAGGCGCUCACGGAGGUCAAGGAGCUCAGGCUCAAGGUCAUGGAGCUGGAGACGCAGGUGCAGGUGUCGACGAACCAGUUGCGCCGCCAGGACGAGAACGGCAAAGUACUUAGGGAUCAGCUCGAGGUGGCUCUGGCGCGCGAAAAGGAGCUCGAGACGAAGCUCAGGGAGGCACACGAUAGGUACACAGAUCUCGAGUCCAAGAUGAAGGACGACACGAUGAUGGCGAGGAUCAGGGACGCCGAGCACGCCCAGCAAGUCGCCGAGCUCGCGCAAAAGAUAUCGGUGCUCGAGUUAAAAAACGAAGAAAUGUACACCGAGGGCGAGCUGAGAAACAACAUGGAUGACAGCGAACGCGUACGAGAACUGCAAGACAAAGUUGCGGAGCUGAAGGCUGAAGUGUUGAGGCUGGAGAGUUGGAAGGAGCGCUGGACGGGGGGUAAGGGAUCGCCGGCCGUGCGUAGCUGCAGCAUCGACACGGAUAACGAGCUCGACGACCGGGACGACCUCAAGAUCAAUCUGCAGGACGCCGACUCGUAAUAUACAUAACAACAAUAACAACACCAAGUACUGUUUGAUAUAGUUAAAUAUCUAGACGCGCGUGCCGUCGAGUCGUCGUUCCGUGCGUGUGUUAAGUAUUCCUGGUUUUUUUUUCUUUUUUCCAAGUGGGUGCGUUUAUGCGGCGAGGAAGUGAUUUGUAAGCUCGGGGUCUUUUGUCGUCGACAGAGCUGUACUCGUCCUCCUUUUUGCCAUUUUUUAAAUCAAGCAUUUUUACGAAAAAAAAAAAAAAAAAAAAAAAAAAAAAAAUGUUCAUGAAAAGUGAAGGAUAAUUUGAAUGCAUGUUAAAACGAAUUUUCGUUUACUGCGUUUCAAGCAUAAUAUGUUAUAUAAAACAUAAUACAACUGAAUAGUUUUAUUUAUAGCGAAAGAAAAUGCUUGU
This is a messenger RNA of Copidosoma floridanum, 3430 nucleotides long. It is a transcript of the gene Evi5, whose product is annotated as ecotropic viral integration site 5. Gene Ontology annotation, molecular function: small GTPase binding; GTPase activator activity. Gene Ontology annotation, biological process: regulation of GTPase activity. The record is from RefSeq and is a predicted model, not a curated record. NCBI's taxonomy places the organism in Eukaryota, Metazoa, Arthropoda, Insecta, Hymenoptera, Encyrtidae.